AUGAGGUUUGCCACUCACCAGCUUCUGAGAAGCAGUGAAUACGGUGUUGCAGUGGACGAUAUCCCAGACUGUAGACAGAGCAAAGCCUUUCGAAAGCAUCAGAUUGCUUUUGCACUUUGUGGAGAAAUAGACUUGCUUGCAGAUCCACCCAAUUUUGUCCAGAAGGUGAAGCAUUCACAGGCAGCUGCAAAAAUAAGUGAGUUUGACGAGGAGGACCUAGCACGUUUGGCUUGGUCCUUUGCUGCCCUAGACCUGGCGCCAAGGGAAUUCACGAGGCUUCUGGUCGCAGAGGCAGCCAAACGCGACGCUUCACAAGGCCCGACAACUGCCAGAGGCCAGUGGCAUGGAUCUCAGCGCAGGCGUCAAAGUAGGGGGCAUCGUCACAAUUCCGAGGAACUCGAUGAAAGAACUCGUGAGCAAAGUGCAGGUUCACCUGUGGAAAGAAGGGCUCAGAGAAGGCGCCCGAGCAGGCGUCGAAGAGAGAAGGCUGAGAAGGUGGAGGUCUCAAGAGAAGUGGCAGAAGAGGCAGAAGAGGUGCUUGAAACGCCAGAGCCGGAAAGCACGACCGCUGCAACGGCGUCUCCUGUUCAAGAGGAACAGGCUUCGGAGAUGAGUCAGGAACAAGCUUCAAUGCAGGAGCAUGAGUGGCACGAGCUCCAAUCCGGAGAGGACAAAGAGCCUGAAUAUGAUGCCUUGCUUGAAAUGCUGAGGGAACAGAUCCGUGCCGGCGUUCAGCCACGACAGGAGGCUGCAGCAGUUGAUAUUGAUGGGGCUGGCAGCGAGCUCGACCAAACUGACAAGGCUCGCAUCCUGGAGCUCUUCGAAGUACAGCGUGUUGCAGAUCAGGUGGCCAGUCGAAAACGCAGCCAGUCGAGUUGGGCAAAAAAGAAAGAGAAGGCUGAAAGAAAGUUAGGCCGAGAAUACAUCCGGAACGAGAUCUCGACUGCCUUCAACGCGCAGCAUGACCCGAGCGUCCGCUACUACAACAGUGUUGCAAUUAGAGUAAAGAAGGGAGAGAAGUCCGUCGACACAAAGACCAUAGAAGCUGUAGCGCAGGGAAAGGUGGAGAAUGAGGGUCGAACCAAAGAGGACCGCAUCAUGGCCAGAAGGAUUGCUUGA
Messenger RNA from Durusdinium trenchii, 1119 nucleotides. The record is from the annotation of a GenBank genome assembly. Lineage: Eukaryota; Dinophyceae; Suessiales; Symbiodiniaceae.